This is a messenger RNA of Rhododendron vialii, 2308 nucleotides long. Its product is annotated as protein NRT1/ PTR FAMILY 4.6-like. Bases 338 to 2086 code for a protein of 582 amino acids. Gene Ontology annotation, molecular function: transmembrane transporter activity. Gene Ontology annotation, cellular component: membrane. The transcript has 5 exons. NCBI's taxonomy places the organism in Eukaryota, Viridiplantae, Streptophyta, Magnoliopsida, Ericales, Ericaceae. The record is from RefSeq and is a predicted model, not a curated record. Gene Ontology annotation, biological process: transmembrane transport.
UAGGGGCAAUCCUAAAAUGAUUUUCAUCUCUUUUCUUAACAAUUUGGUGAAAGGACUUGAAUCAUUUGAUGCUCAUAACUCCACCGAUCUCUUUCCCUCCCCAGAAAAGUGGAUACUAAUGAGUGCCUAUAAAUCCGGUUCUAUUACAUGUACUCAAUACUAUGCUAAAUUCUGAGUCAUUUUCUCAAGGGCCUAGACCAUUCUCUCUCUCUCUCUCUCUCUCUCUCUCUAUAAAUUCCCCACCACUGAUCACUCCUGUUUCUGAUCGAAGUCUUCCCCAGUUCCAAAGAUCCGUCAUAACUUGAUCAAGUUACAAAAAAAAAAAAAUUAGCUGAAAAUGGAAGUAGAAAACCAGGUGGAUACAUGGGAAGGCUAUGUGGAUUGGAGGCACAAACCUGCAGUGAGAGGGCGCCAUGGUGGCAUGCUUGCCGCCUCUUUCGUUUUGGUUGUGGAAGUAUUGGAGAACUUGGCGUUUCUGGCAAAUGCGAGCAACUUGGUGCUGUACAUGGCGGAGUACAUGCACUUCACGCCGUCGAACGCGGCGAAUUCAGUCACCAAUUUCAUGGGGACGGCGUUCCUCCUGGCCCUACUCGGUGGUUUCCUAUCGGACGCUUUCUUCAUUUCUUAUCUUAUCUACCUGAUAAGCGCAGUGCUUGAGUUGCUGGGCUUGGUCAUACUCACAGUACAAGCUCAAUCCCCCUCCCUAAAGCCGCCUCCAUGCAACGCCGAAACCUCCACCACCCCAUGCCAGCAAGUCGGCGGCAGCAAAGCUGCGAUGCUGUUCAUAGGCUUGUACACGGUGGCACUGGGCGUCGGAGGCAUAAAAGGAUCACUGCCGGUGCAUGGAGCAGAGCAGUUCGACGAGAGCACCCCUCAGGGGAGGAAGCAAAGGUCCACUUUCUUCAACUACUUCGUCUUCUGCCUCUCGUGUGGCGGCCUUAUCGCCGUGACUUUUGUGGUGUGGAUUGAGGACAACAAGGGGUGGCAGUGGGGUUUUGUUCUCUGCACUAUUGCUAUACUGGUGUCUAUUCCUAUUUUUCUGGCUGGUUCUUGUUUUUACAGGAACAAGAUCCCUUGUGGAAGUCCACUUACAACCAUUUGCAAGGUUCUUUUAGCAGCUAUACUCAACUCUUGCCUAGGCAGAAGUUCCAGCAACGCAAUCGCGAGCACAGCCACAAGUCCUCCUCCUCCAACCCGAAUCAGCAAGGAAGAAGAAGAAUCAGAAGAUGAAGAACCAAAUACCAAAGCCAUUGAACCCGUUGCCUCCCCAUCAAAAAGCCUCAAAUUCCUCAACAGAGCAGUCGCCAAAAGGCCAGUCCUCAAUGCAUUACAUUGCACGACGCAACAAGUAGAAGAUGUCAAAAUCGUCAUAAAAAUCCUCCCGAUUUUCGCCUGCACGAUCAUGCUCAACUGCUGCCUUGCUCAGCUCUCCACAUUCUCGGUCCAACAAUCUGCCACCAUGGACACCAGAGUCGGCUCCCUAACAGUCCCACCGGCGUCCCUUCCCAUUUUCCCAAUAGUCUUCAUCAUGAUCCUUGCACCGGUCUAUGACCAUCUCAUCAUCCCAUUCGCGCGUAAAGUAACCAAAUCCGAAAUGGGUAUCUCUCAUUUACAAAGAAUAGGAGUCGGACUAUUCCUAUCAAUUGUUGCAAUGGCAAUAGCAGCACUAGUUGAAAUAAAGCGCAAGAGGGUGGCUACCGAAAACGGACUCCUUGAUUCCCCCAACCCAUUACCCAUCUCAUUCUUCUGGAUUGCUUUUCAGUACUUGUUUCUGGGGUCGGCUGAUCUUUUCACAUUGGCCGGUUUGCUGGAGUUUUUCUUCACGGAGGCGCCCAGUAGGAUGAGAUCUCUCGCGACUUCUCUCUCCUGGGCGUCUCUGGCCGUGGGGUACUACCUUAGCACGGUGAUUGUGUCAAUUGUCAACAGUGUGACAGGGCAUUCCAAGCACCAGCCGUGGCUUUCCGGUACGAACUUGAAUCACUAUCACCUAGAACGAUUCUACUGGGUGAUGUGUGUGCUGAGUGGAUUGAACUUCUUGCACUACCUCUUCUGGGCCAACCGGUACAAGUAUAGAUCGAAAAGGUGAACUCGUAAAACAAGCAGUUGGAUGAUGGAUGAUUUCGGUGUCGAUAAAUAUUUGCCAAAAAGAAUUGCUGCAUCUUUUUUUGUUUUGGUUCAUUGCCUCCCAGAAUCAUAUGGCAUCUCAUAAUAGGUGGCUUAUACAGAUUGAGGACUUUGUUUUGUAAUCAUCAUUUCCAUUAGAAUUGAACGGGAUAUCAAAUGGUCUAUGAUCAUAUAGUAUUUACUA